AUGUUCAUACAGCGGGCCCCAUUGCGAGUCCUCGCGCUGCUCGUCAUCUCGCUCGGUGCGAGGGUCAGCGCGCAGAACCUGACGGAUGACCAGAUCAGUCUCGUCAAGGCGCGGUUAGCGCAAGGUGCCACGCACAGCUGGGAACUCGGCACGCGCGCCCAAGCUCUCGUCGAGCUCGACACGCCCACCUUCUCCGUCUACAACGCUUCCGUGCCCCCACCCCGCACCGCUCCAUCGUCGCUUAACGAGACGCUCGCCAUCGCGCAGUCCAUCGUCGCCAACCGGAGCGCGUCGAACCACAACGCGACGGGUCCGCAGCCGCUGAUACAAGACGGCGCGGCGGCCGACCCGGCCUCGAACAUCUUCGAAGUCGUGCUCGCGAACUGGACCGGUUUGAGCGACCACGACUACGCGGGCGCGGCGAAGGAUCAGGUGGAUUUCCUGUUCGACAAAGUCCCCAAGACGAGCGAUGGGGCCAUAUCGCAUCGCGCGGAUCAACUCCAAUUAUGGAGUGACUUCGUGUAUAUGGUCCCGCCUACGCUUGCUUACUAUGGCGUCAUCACCGGGAACCAGUCCAUGGUUCAGUUCGCCUACAACCAGGUCAAACUGUAUCGGAAUUAUCUCAUUGACACGCACGCAAACAACCUGUGGAAGCACGUUCUGAUGGGCUCGUUCAACGACACGGGCCACUGGUCAACCGGGAACGGGUGGGCCGCGGCAGGCAUGCUUCGCGUCGCCGCGACAAUCCAGAACUCCCCAUUCUCCUCUGCGUUGAAGAACCAGCACAAGGAUCUUCUGAAUUGGGCACAUGAGAUCCACGGCGGGAUGUACCGUCACCUCGACACCAACACAUCCCUCUUCCACAACUACGCCGACAACCCCUCGACCUUCCUCGACGCCUCCUCCACCGCGAUCCUCGCCGCCUCCGUCUACCGCCUCGCCAACAUGGGCGGCCCGCGCACGCACAUCCCCCAAGCCGAGCUCUCCCGCAAAGCGCUCUCCUCCACCAACUCCUCCGGCGCGUUCGUCCACUUCGACGCGCAGGGCUGGCUGACGCCCGUGGUCAACCCGGAUUCGUACGGCUCGGAGGGGUCGAAGAGUCCCGAGGGCCAGGCGUUCGUGCUCCAGAUGCACGCGGCGUGGCAGGACUGGGUCGCGUUGGGAGAGAAGGGUGCGUUCACCUGUGCAUCCCUUUGA
Punctularia strigosozonata HHB-11173 SS5 is the source of this 1197-nucleotide messenger RNA. Its product is annotated as Six-hairpin glycosidase. Lineage: Eukaryota; Fungi; Basidiomycota; Agaricomycetes; Corticiales; Punctulariaceae. The record is from RefSeq and is a predicted model, not a curated record. Bases 1 to 1197 code for a protein of 398 amino acids. The transcript is spliced from 5 exons. Gene Ontology annotation, biological process: carbohydrate metabolic process.